CAACAUGCUCACUGAUGGGACGAAUGUCUGAGGGUUUAUCAGCAACCAUCCAUCUCUGAUACGGCUGGCCGGCAUCGGGAAGCUCCUGGACGCUCGGACUCUGGCUGUGAACGGCUGCUCACUCACACAGUGUACAUGGCAGGGAUGCUGGCCCUCGCACCGGGCAGCAGCUGCGAGUGGGCCAACUCGCCUCGCCAUCGUCUCCACUCCCGCCAAAAAUUGGAAAGGCUGCAUCCCUGCAAGCGCAGGCCUAGAAGUAUCCUGGUACCGGUGAGCCCCCCCCAGCGUCAAACACCAUUCCACUUCCCACUCACUCGGCCCACGCCUCCCUGGCCCCAUUGCAUCCGGUCACUUUGACUUCCUUGUCAACGCUUACGAUUACUCCUUCACCAUCGCCUCCCUCGUCCACCACAACCUCACCAUCUCACCUCUCUCACUCUCUUUUCCUCCUCUCUCUCCCCCUCCCCUCUCUCCCUCCAUCACGACCGCCCGCUCGUGUCGCCCAUACCACAUCCCCUCUCUUCAAUUUCUGCACUGUAGCGAGCUGUGUCCCGACCAGAAACCAUUUUCCGCCCACCGACCAUUGCUCAUUUCGGAGCCUGUACAUUGGGCCACCUUGAGCGUCUUGGCUGGUUCGGGCCCAGCGCCAGAGUCGCCAUCCUUACGAACGUGCCCCUUGCCUCCUGCACCAGCCGUCCCCCAUUGUCACCAUCUCAACUUCGACCACUGUCCUCAAGUCGAACCCACGAGGCCGAAUUCAACCUUUUGCCAGUACCGAGGGCUGGCAUUUAAGGAGCCGGACUGCCGGAAACAGACUCAACCCCGACAGCGGCCGUGUCCCGGACAGGCAUUUUGCAUUCAAUUUAGCAUUCAGCACACGCUCUCCCAUCACCUGCCAGUUGCUUGCUAUACCUACCACUGCUGGCCGCCCACCGUGUCGACCUUCCGACCCUCCGGUCAUUUCUUGCUUCUGUCAACAGCAUCCGUUUUGCAAACCCAGGCAACCCACGAGAUUGCCGACACCACCAACGAUUAAACCAUCCUCCUUUCUUCCCUGCACAUUCCCGAGCGCCAGUUCCGUUGCUGAAAUAUUGCCGGAAUUUCUUGCCUCCGCCGUUGGUUGUGAUAAAGUGCCUUUCACUUCUCUUGCGGGCACCAGACCAUUCUCUCGGCACCAGGAGCAGGCGAUUUUGCCUUUUGUCCAGGGACUGAACGGGCUUUCAAAUCGUCAUCCUUGCAUCGGAACAUCAUAGCACACAAUGCCCUAUACACCACCCAGUCACAGGUCGCCGGCCACAUCGGUCCCGACGUCGCCGGACGGAAGUCGUAGGCCAUCAUUCCAUCAACAAAGUCCCAGCUCACGCCCCGUCCUCCCUCGAUCGGCCUCGUAUCUGAUGAAGCACCGCCGUACUCCCUCAGCGUCGGCUCAGCGUUCAACAACCGAACCUACACCGGAAUCGACGUCCGAAGACCUGCAGAAGUUGGUUAUCAGCACCAGUGUGCGGCAAUCGCCACCGCCCAUCACAGGUGACCGAAGAAUGCCCAACGCCGCGAUAAUUUCUCCACCCGACUCAUCGGACGACGAUAUGCCACAAGCCAGAAAGAUCGAAAACCUCAAGGAGCUUCAGGAUGUAGCCAGUCAGAUUCCUCAGCAGCGGCCCAACUCCCCAUCCAAGGGCACGGUCACGGAUAACCAGUCGCCCGAUGCUGGCGAUUUGCUUGUUCUGCCGGCGCAGGUCAACGCUCUCGCUCAAGGCAUGCAUCAUAGCUUCAGCACAAGCUCUCUCGACGGUCUACUUGGGUCAAAUCGCCGUUUCUCUCACGCAAGAUCACAGACAGAGCCGCAUAUCACCAUUAGCAAGUCGGCCAGCAGCUCGGCAACCGGUUCUGACGAAGAAUCCGACAGUGAAAUGCAGCGAAAGCCGCAGAUGGUUCGAAAGAAGUCGGGUGAAUUGGUUCGUCCGGCCCUGCGCCCGCCAUCACGCCGACGGCCGUCCAGCAUGCCUGGGACGCCCACGUUUUCCAAGGCUGUCCACUUUGACUCACAUCUCGAGCACGUGAGGCACUUUCUACAGGUGGAUCGUCCUCUGGCCGUCAGUGCAGGAUCGUCCCCGAUCGAUCAUUACGACAGUGACACCGAGUAUCCGUUUUCUGGUGACAACAGAGCGGCUGUUCGGUCACCUCCUUUCGAAUGGGAAAUUACCAUGCCGACCUUCCCUGUGGAGACCCCGGCACGCAAGUCCCAAACUGUUAGGCUGGAGCGGGUAUGGCUGUCCAAGGACCAGAAGUGUCUGAUCGGCUCAGUCGCCGUCGCGAACCUUGCUUUCCAGAAGAGUGUCGUUUGCAGAUUCACGUUGGACUACUGGAAGACAACAUCCGAGGUCGCCGCCGAGUACAUCUCGGACAUCCGGCCUGUUGAUACACCGUACCCUCAGGAUCGCUUCAAUUUUACCAUCAAGCUGUCGGAUCUUGCCAACUUGGAAUCCAAGACCUUAUACUUCUGCAUCAGAUUCAGCUUCAACGGGCAAGAUCACUGGGACAACAACAACGGGACCAACUUCCAGGUCGACUUCCACAAGAAGAUGCUUCCUCAAAACGGCAAGCAGGGAGUCAUUGGUGCCGCCUCGCGUCCGCUCAACGGGCUUCCCAAGAGCAACCGACGGCCCAGCAGUGCUUUGGCACAGAAGCCAAAGGUGAAGCUGACUGGUACAGAUGAAUUUGGCGACGGCACCAAGAUCAAUUUCGACCAGUCCAUUCAUGACUUUCUUGGGGAGUCGCGCACCGGUGGCCUUCGUCUUAAGGGGGUGAAGAGCGCCGCCAACCUCCCCAGUGAUAAUUUGCCCAGUCGUCUCGCCCCUCCUAGUGGACAGGCAUUUGCCAACCGGUACGACUUUGGCGCCUCUCUUACCCUCGCCAUCCAGACGGCCAAGGACACCAUGGCCUCCAAGUCUGAUGGCUUGUACAUGAAGCCACACUGGAGAGCCGUCCCCCAGAUCAACACCGCAACCACCAAGCCUGCCGACGUGAAGCCUACAGACAAGGCUGAAUCGUCGGCUCGGUCUGACAAGCCCGUCAAACCCGCGGCAGUUGUCACAGCUCCCCCGGUUGUGAAGCCCGCCACUGUGCCCGGCACCGACUCCCCUGGCACAAGCAUCGCAUCUGCCUCGUACGAGGAGCUGGUCAACAAAUACUGCUUUUUUGGCACGAAGCAAAGCAGCCCCUUGUACAGUCAUGACCCAUCGAGGCCUGGCCGCUUUGAUGGUGUCGAUGACGGACUCCGGUCCAACAACAGCAGCGGCACAUCAAGUUACGAAGGCAGUCCAGUUCAGAUGGGCAACUAUCAUCACUCCCACAGUGGCACUCAACACCACUCCCUGCAUCCCAAGGAUUCAAAUCCCUACUUCCAGCAGCAUCCCUCAUUUGUGGCCAUGGGUGUUUCGCCGGCCGAGUCUCCCACCAUGGGCUUUCCGACACAGAGAACGGAUAGUACCCUAGUGGGCCCGGCACCGACUGCCUCGGGACAGAAGAAUGAUCGUCCCUCUGGGACUUUUGCCUCCUUCGCUGGUACGUCGUCGAACGAAUAUCCCUAUCAACAACAGAUGCCCGAUCGCUUUCCCUUCUCCGGGGCCGAGGCUCAUUCAGCGACAGCUAUCAGGGGUUAA
Molecule: messenger RNA, 3662 nt
Organism: Podospora pseudocomata
Lineage: Eukaryota; Fungi; Ascomycota; Sordariomycetes; Sordariales; Podosporaceae
Exons: 4
Coding region: 1260-3662 (800 amino acids)
Biological process (GO): regulation of glycogen biosynthetic process
Cellular component (GO): protein phosphatase type 1 complex
Molecular function (GO): glycogen binding; protein phosphatase 1 binding
Source: RefSeq, a predicted model, not a curated record